GCCCCGCGUCGCCACGCCUCAGCCCUUGCUUGGCGGCCAUGAGCGUGGUGGCGCACCGGCUAGGGUCCCUCCGCGCGGGGUUCCAGGCGCUGCCUGGCGCCCGUCACGCAGGGAUUCUGGGCGGCGCCCGAGACCUGCACUGCUCGCCGGUCUCCUGCGGCAAGAACCUGCUCAAGAAAUUUGCCGCAAAAACCAAAAAAAAAUUCUGGUAUGAAGGUCCUUCCUUGGGCCCUCACUUGGCGUUCAGGUUCUUGCCAGCUGCCCCUUCUGUAAGUCAGUACAGUCUAAUGCCGGCUGUGUGUCUGUCCUGUCCCGAGACUUACAAGCCGUCCCAGCUGGAGUCUCUGACUAAGAGCACCUCGCAGAAGACCAGGAAGGAAGACAGCGUGCGGCUGAGGGCCCUGAACGGCCUCCUCCACAAAGCGCUGACCGACUUGCUGUGCACCCCGGAAGUGAGCCAGGAGCUCUGCGACUUGAACGUGGAGCUGUCCAAGGUGUCCCUGACGGCGGACUUCUCCGCCUGCCGAGUGUACUGGAAGGCCACGCCGCGGGCGGAGCGGGACGCGCGCGCCGGGGCCGCGCUGCGGAGGAGCGCCGCGCAGAUGAGCUUUCCAGUACUGACAGACUCCACGAGAUCGGUGGCGACCCAGACAGUGCGAUGCGGUCUGGUGAACGUGUCGACCUUCUGCAGUGCGCACGGCCUGGGGAACCGGUCUUCCCGGGUGACCGGUGUGCGAGGUUGCGGUCACGUGCCGAGAACAGUGCAGAGUGCGAGAGCAGGUGGUCUGUGCCCAGCGACCUGCCGUCAGGGCCCACAUCGCGACCAACCCUGAAAACGACCAUGUGUUGCGUGUUCGUGUAGCAUCAAGAAGAGCCACACUCUUUGAAGGGUGUUUGUAUUCUCCAUUUUGCAGUUAGAGAACUGUGUGAGGCCAGACUUAUAUUUCAACCAAAAUAACAUCAGAGCAGAGUGAACGCAGAUGCAGACAUGGCAGUUCAGCUGUCUGCCAUUAAGCUGGGCAUGAAAGAAAUUUGCAGCUGUGUAAACACUGCCCCGCUUUUCCAAAAACAUUGUUGGAAGUAGUUAUUUUGCAUUAAAAAUGUCUGAACGUUUGGUGGGUUUACUUUAAAUGAAUUAAUAAAUACGUAUUUUUAAAAUACUUA
Molecule: messenger RNA, 1164 nt
Organism: Pteropus alecto (black flying fox)
Lineage: Eukaryota; Metazoa; Chordata; Mammalia; Chiroptera; Pteropodidae
Gene: RBFA
Product: ribosome binding factor A
Exons: 5
Coding region: 39-833 (264 amino acids)
Biological process (GO): rRNA processing
Source: RefSeq, a predicted model, not a curated record